AUUAUUUCAAACUGAUAACACACAUUCUCGCUCUCAAUCAAUUUCCGACUGAAAAUCGACCACAGCCUCUUUCGUUUGUCUUGUUGGACGGAAGCGCAUUAAAGUAUCAUGUCGAGCGUUUCAGAGAAAGAGCAUCGAAUAAUCGAUGAUUUUGAUUAUGGGGAUAAUGUAUCUAUUAUUGAUAGAUCUGAAAUUGUUGAUUGGAGUGCCAUAGUUAUCAAAAUUAUUCUGGGACUUGUGUUCAUUGGUUUUGCAUCUGGAUGCAUCAUAUACUCUGUAAUCACAUCAGAGGAGUAUGUACACCCAGCCGCUAUAAACUCAACUUUCUUCUCCUAUGAUGUCAGUCAACACUGUGACAAUGGAACAUUGACGUGGUCGAAUAGGACAGGAUCUAUUAAUGAUUAUGAUAAAGUGACAACUGGAAUCGCGUGGUUACAGGACUCAACCAGAAAACGCAUUUAUCAUAGAAUCGGAAUUGCUCCAAAUGACAAGGACUGGAGGGUUUCUCAUUAUGUUUUUGUAAACCAUACAUUCUUCGUUGAUCGUAACGGAUGCACCAGACAAGCAUACGGUUAUGAUGAGUAUCUGAGAAGACUCGGAUUCCAUAAGAUCAGAAUGCAACGAACCGAGUCAAUUUCAGUUGAAGAAGAUGAGAGUGUGAAAGUGAACUUCUACGAAGGCGAACCAUCACAUGAUAUUAUGAUCGAUGGAAUUCAUCCAACAAUUGUUAGAGCAUACACUCAACCGGAUAAUUCGUUCACUUAUGCAUGGGAAUACAUUUUCCCACAAACUCCAGACGAGACAGGCCUUUUCCGAAAGGAUUAUUGGUUUCCCGAAAUGAAGGCGGGAGUUGACGAUGAAGGAAUAUUCGAAGAAUUGCCAUCGUCCUGUUAUAAACAAACUGAUUAGAAUAUAUAAUUGCCUUACCACCCCUACUUUGUACAUCCAAUGAAUGAAUAGUUAAGAUUCUG
Caenorhabditis elegans is the source of this 971-nucleotide messenger RNA. RefSeq lists its product as uncharacterized. The record is from RefSeq and is marked reviewed. Lineage: Eukaryota; Metazoa; Nematoda; Chromadorea; Rhabditida; Rhabditidae. Bases 109 to 909 code for a protein of 266 amino acids. The transcript has 8 exons.